Messenger RNA from Pogonomyrmex barbatus (red harvester ant), 2541 nucleotides. RefSeq names its product RCC1 and BTB domain-containing protein 1-like. The record is from RefSeq and is a predicted model, not a curated record. NCBI's taxonomy places the organism in Eukaryota, Metazoa, Arthropoda, Insecta, Hymenoptera, Formicidae. Gene Ontology annotation, molecular function: protein binding.
UGGUGAAAGAGGCCGUAAGCUUCGUCCUAGAUAUUUUCAUGUUUCGUGUUUUUAAUUUUUAAUUAUACUACGCGCGUCUGCACGAGGGAAACAACUGAUUGGUCAAAAUUUUAAGCCACGCCCUCAAUGCCACUAUUAUGCGCAAUGGCUCACUUUUCUUCUUACACCAUGGUGCGAAUCUUCCAUGCUUUUACUUUUACAAGGUAAAGAACUUUUGGAGAUUUGAGAGUUGCAUUAUUCUGUUAAACCAAUCGAUACGUAACAAAAAAUUUGUUGCAUGAUAGAUAAAACAUUAGCCUAAUACGCAUGCGCAAGAUUUGUCUUUCUAUCUGAAUUUUUAUCGUCGCGGAUUACUAAUUGCGAAUGAAAAUCCAGAGAAUUAAUAAAAGGAGAAGAAAGAUGAAUGUUGGCUAAUGUCAUGGUAGCUGCGGAUAUUCAUAGAUUGACAUGAGAGAUUUUGCAAACCGAAAAUACUUGAGAGCCGUACGGAAGUACCGUAAAGAACGACGAAAUAAAGAGACAGUUCCAUUUGAAGAGAGACAAUUCCCAAUUCAAAUUUCUCAAAGUGAAACCAACAUGAGUACCUCGGAUCUACGAAGCUGGCCAAUUUUCAGUUUGCUGAAACCGGAUUUCGUUUCACAGAUUCACAUGGUCGUGGUAUAUGGUAACUUGGGUAAUGAGGCCUUAAUUGUGACAAAGGACAAGAUGGUAUAUGCCUUGGGUAAUAAUAUAGCCGGUUGUUUGGGAACUGGAGAUGCCCACAGUACGUUAUAUCCAAAGAAAGUAGAGACUCUAUGUGGGAAAGAUAUAAAGACAUUUGCGUAUGGCAGUGGACCACAUGUUCUGGCGCUUACAAAAGAAGGACAGGUAUAUUCCUGGGGUCACAACGGUUAUUGCGAAUUAGGGAAUGGAACGUGUAAUCAGGGUCUUACGCCCACUUUAGUAAAUAUGCCCAAUGUGAGCGGCAGUAUCUUCAUGAAGCGCAUUGUAGACAUCGCGUGUGGCAGUCACCAUUCUGUUGCUUUAACCGAAGAAGGCGAGGUGUACGCCUGGGGACAAAAUAGUUGCGGACAAGUGGGCAGUAGCAUUAGCACGAAUCAGGGCGCACCUAGGCAGGUGAAUUCCAACUUGGCUGGAAAGAAGGUUGUUAACAUCUCUUGUGGUCAGACAUCCACUAUGGCGGUCAUCGAAAACGGCGAAGUGUUCGGUUGGGGUUACAACGGUGUUGGUCAGCUAGGAAUAGGCAAUUACGUGAACCAGAUGACACCGUGUCGGGUUGCUGCGCUGUUAGGCGUCGUGAUAGUCAAGGUGGUUUGCGGAUACGCGCAUACACUGGCACUCACAGACGAAGGAAAGCUUUAUGUCUGGGGCGGGAAUAGUUACGGCCAGUUGGGGAUUGGCAACAAGACGAACGCCUGUAAUCCAGUUAUGUUUAAGCACCAAAUGGGAAGGGUAUCCGACAUUGCUGCUCUACAUUACAACCAUAUAAGCAUCGCUGUCGGCGAAGGAGGAUGUGUCUACAUGUGGGGUCACUGCCGCGGUCAGAGCAUUACGACUCCGACCGCCACUCCGUUCUCGAACGUGCACGACGCGCUCGCGUGUUAUGGCUCGCCUAGCGUCAUGCAUCAACCGCUGGUUCUGUAUGUAAAUGAAGAUUCGAGCCUGUUGGAAUGUCUGGGAACUGCAUUUGAUGAUCCCUCGACGAGUGAUCUUACGAUACAAGUGGAGAAUCAACCCAUUCAUGUGCAUAAGGCUAUUUUAAAGAUCCGUUGUUCAUAUUUCAGAACCAUGUUCCAACAUAAUUGGGCAGAAAACAAUCAGAAUGUCAUCGAACAUGAUCAAUUCUCCUAUAUCGUCUACAAAGCUUUCCUGAAAUAUUUAUAUACCGAUGUGAUUGAUCUACCUGUGGAGAAGGCAUUAGAACUUUUGGAUUUGGCUAACGCGUACUGUGAGAAUAACCUGAAGAAGCAUUGCAUUCGAAUGAUAAAACAAGGAAUUACCGUAUCAAACGUUGCCUACUUAUACAGCAUCGCGAUCGAGUAUAACGCAGAGGAACUCGAAGAAUUUUGCUUCAAAUUUGCCUUGAAUCAUAUGACGGCUGUGACGCAGACCGAAAAUUUCGCUAAGCUGGAUGAAAAUACGGUAAAAACUUUUAUAAUUAAUGCAGGCAAGGCCGGUGCUUUUAAGACGUAAUUCGUCUGUUUGCCUCAAGGGCGACGUAUCUCGACGGAAAUGGAUGGAAAUCAUCAGAUCUAUCUGUUACUGCACGAACAUUCGCGACGCAAUUCGUAGUUGCGUAUUUUAACUACGUAUUCUAAAGAGAUACUACGACUUUUAUCGAGAUACUCUUUUCCUCAAGUUGCAUUUCGCUAUUAGCAUUUCUUACAAGUGAUAAAUAUACACGAUUCCAGUCAGAUCGUGAUCUACUUUGAGAAAUGCGAUAAUAAUUCGCGCGAAAGAUUCUUUCGUCGAUCUCUAAGAAGGUGAUCUUGUGAUCUUUGUAAAAGUACCUGAGAUUAAUUUAGAAUUUGCGUAAACAAA